Messenger RNA from Daphnia carinata, 1949 nucleotides. RefSeq lists its product as uncharacterized. NCBI's taxonomy places the organism in Eukaryota, Metazoa, Arthropoda, Branchiopoda, Diplostraca, Daphniidae. The transcript is spliced from 10 exons. The record is from RefSeq and is a predicted model, not a curated record. The coding region runs from base 248 to 1843 and encodes 531 amino acids.
AACAGUCGAUGCCUGUGUGAACACCCAACGGGCGCCGAGUUGGCUGUGAAAGUUUCGCAUUUAUCGGCCAUUAAAUACAGUUUUUCGUGUUGUGUGUUUCGCGGGUGAAUUUCUUCGGUUAACGCGUUGCGUUCGAGUGAGUCAGAGAAGCCGGCAGCGUGAGGAAAACUUGUCGAUUUGGAGUGGAAAGCAUCUACUCGUGACGUCCAGAAUUCCCUCAAGAUCCCCGCUCCAUACAAACGCAGACAUGAAUCGCCGCCAGGAUAGUCGAAUGAUAACCGAAAUGAAGGAGCAACUCAGACGAUUGCAGGAACGUCGCCAAGAAUUAGAAUCUCGACAAGCGGAUGAAGAAGAAGUUUUCGGCCAAUCGAUUGUUCCUCACCUCUCCAGAGUAAUGAGAGAUCGUCAAUGGGCUCAGGUUCGAUGCAUGAUCCAGCGCAAUAUGGACUCGAUCGAUCGAGAUAUUCAAGAAACUAUAGGAAGAUUAGGAACGGCCAUGUUGGAGUCUAGCGAUCCUGGACAAUCUCCACGUCACGCACAUUUUCCCGAUUUAAUACCGCAAACUAAAUCUUGGGCAAAGCCAAAAGAAGAGCCUCUUCACUCGAGUCUACCGCCACCGGGCGAUCCAACGCGACGCGAUUUGCUGGAAGCAGUUAGAAAGACUUUGGAAAGGCGGAAGAAACUGCUUGAUGAGGAGGAAAAAAAUGUCCAAUCUCCUCGCGUCGGAUUCUAUCAACUCCGGCAUGAAAGUGUUACUAACCAGGAAGACAAGUUGAGCCGGUUAAGCGUUCAGAAGCUUCCGUCCGUCACCAUUGCCACGCAAAAGCCAGAUCUUCCUGUAAAUCACGUCAUCAGCGUCCAAAGCCCAUCGAUCGUUCCGGUUUCUGCUGAACCGCUGGUUGAGCAACCAAACACGGCCGUAGACAACCAACAGCCAACCUUGGAACCGGAUGAUGUGGCUCGCAUCUUCUCCGACCUCCUGGCCACUCAACUUGAUCUGGCUGUCGAUUCGAUUGGACAACUAACGUCUCCCAGGCAAUGUCAAAUCAAAUCCAGCCAUCAUCGUGACAACAACGGCGACGACGAGUUUCGACUAACGAUCGAUAGCUGCACGCAGACGGCCAUCCGCAACGUCAAGGAUUCUUCAACCAUAAUGGAACGAUGGCAUCAAACAGAUCGAGCAGUGGGUCCGGAUCUUCCAAUUUCACCGGAAUCGGAUACAGAAGAGAUAAUACAAGUUUCAAGUGAAGAAGACAUAAAAGAAGAAGAAGUUGAAGAGCCGUUGACUCCUCCGAGAGCAAGUUGCAUCAAUAUUGUUCCAGUACCGUCUCCAGCGCUGGAUUUGAAUCUCUGGAGACAACGCUUCCCUCCUACACCGCCUUCUUCCUGUCUCGAAUCCUUAAUCAGACAAGUCGAUGUUGCCGCUCACGAAACGUCGGUCAGCACGAUGGCGGACUCGUCUUCUUCAGACGCAACUGGAAUAUCAUCCAGCUUCGCCAACGCAUCUUCCUCUAGUGACACCGUGAGUAGGCUGUCAGAGGGCGAAGCGCCAAACCAUGUCGCAAGUCGUGGCCAAAUCAUCGUUCAAAAAACAGGCGCCGAGUCUAGAAAGAUCAUAAACCGAUCUGCUGAAGAGACGCUUAGUGAAGGGCAAAUCCCUCUGGAUGUUUUACCCAACUUUCAGUUCACGUCGUCGUUGAUAGAUGGCAGCUCGUAUGGCGAGGUCCUUAUUCCACAACAACAGACUUCAAGAUCCAAUUCGACGGCCAGUUUCCAGUCAGCUACCGGAAGUAUUGGAGAAAUUCGGCAGUCCAGCACUACGGACGAACUGGACUCGGAGUAACUUGUCGUACACGCACAAAGAUUUGAUUGUUGACAGUCUUUUCUCGAAGAUUCUGUCCAUUUUUACAGGUUGAACAAAUACACAAAUGGUUGUUGAACUGAUAAAA